Cooperia oncophora is the source of this 525-nucleotide messenger RNA. Lineage: Eukaryota; Metazoa; Nematoda; Chromadorea; Rhabditida; Trichostrongylidae. The record is from the annotation of a GenBank genome assembly.
AUGCUUCGGACUCUUCAAAGGGCUUUAACAGCCCAAACUCGUAAAGCUGCCACCGCUAGCAAGACAGAAAUUACUCCACUGCCGAAGAUUGAACUCACUAGCGAAUUGUUUGAUGAUGUUCAAAAUCGUGUGCGACAGCAUGGCCGGACAAUUGAAAAGAUUCUUAUUACAUUCCAAUGCAAAGAUGGAACGACGAAGGAAUUUUUGAUGAAUAAGAAUCUUUCCACCCCUUACGACUGUACUAAACACGUCAAUAUGCUACUGGCAAAAAGAUCGGUUCUCGCAAUCGUUACUUAUCCCAAUAAAGGCACUGAAAUAGAGAGCAUGAAUGAACCUUUUCGUGAUGAAUGUCAGUUCGAGUUGGCUGACUUUCAGACAGAGCAGUACGCUCAAGUCGUGAACCAGACAUACUGGCGUUCCUGUAGCAUUUUACUGGCAGCUGGCUUGAAAAAAGGAUUGAAAGACAACAUUGUGAUCUCCAAGCUACAUGCGGAAAGUGUGUCAUUUUAUAUUGUAUAUAAUUAA